Zingiber officinale is the source of this 459-nucleotide messenger RNA. RefSeq names its product 40S ribosomal protein S29-like. Bases 101 to 271 code for a protein of 56 amino acids. Lineage: Eukaryota; Viridiplantae; Streptophyta; Magnoliopsida; Zingiberales; Zingiberaceae. The record is from RefSeq and is a predicted model, not a curated record. Gene Ontology annotation, biological process: translation. The transcript is spliced from 3 exons. Gene Ontology annotation, cellular component: ribosome; cytosolic small ribosomal subunit. Gene Ontology annotation, molecular function: zinc ion binding; structural constituent of ribosome.
UUCUAUAAAAGGGUUCUCCUUCUCGAUUCCACGCUCACGUCUGCCGCCGCUGCUUUGGUUGUUCUGCUUUUCGAUUCGAGGAAGAUCUGCCGGAGAGAAGAUGGGGCACUCAAACAUCUGGAACUCGCAUCCCAAGAACUAUGGACCUGGAUCUCGGCUAUGCCGUGUUUGUGGGAACCCACAUGCAAUAAUCAGGAAGUAUGGUCUCAUGUGUUGCAGACAGUGCUUCCGCAGCAACGCCAAAGAAAUUGGCUUUAUUAAGUAUCGCUGAAGGUGGAAGGGUCUCAACGAUGAAGAGUUUUCAUUAUAAAACUACUAUGCGCUAGAAGAUUUUAGUUUGGAUUUGUUUUUACAUGUUUCUUCCCAAGACUAGAAACUUUGUCUGAAAGAACUGUGGCUAAGCAAUGUUUUAAGCAGUAUUUUGGUUUUAAUGAAUUGAUUUUCAACUUGCAAGCGUCA